CUGUUCAGAGCAAGAGAAGGGAGGUCCAUCAGAACCUAGAGGGACGCUGAGCCUGCAGAGAAAAAAGGCACUACCUGACGGUGAAAGUCGAGGUUAAAGCAGGUUGUCUGAGCUAGGCGCCACCACCUGCGCCACCGGCAAAUCCAUCUUUCCUGAUUGUGGUUGGAGGGCUUGUAAGCUUUGUCUGAUUUGGAUAAAGCUGGUGAAGAUGGUGAAGGCUCGUAUGACCACCGCCGAUGUGGCGGCAGAGAUUGCAUGCCUGCGGAGGCUGAUUGGGAUGCGUGUGGCGAAUGUCUAUGAUCUCAACCCAAAGACGUACGUCGUGAAGCUGGCGCGCAGCGGGGGUGUGACUGGGAGCGGCGAGAGCGAGAAGGAGCUUCUCCUGCUGGAGAGCGGGGUCCGAUUGCACACCACCCAGUUUGCACGGGACAAGAGCAACACGCCUUCAGGGAUCACGCUCAAGAUCCGGAAGCACAUCCGGACGAGGCGGCUGGAGGAUAUCCGGCAGCUCGGGGUGGACAGGGUUAUCGACUUCCAGUUUGGGCUGGGGGAUCAGGCUCACCACCUCAUCUUCGAGCUGUACGCCUCUGGAAACAUCCUGCUAACCGACGCAGUCUACAACGUGCUGACGCUCCUCCGCUCUCACCGGGACGACGAGAAAGGGAUAUCCAUGAUGGCCAAGCACCGCUACCCAAUCGAAACCUGUCGCCCGUUCCACCGGACCACUCUGGAGCAGAUUACGGCGGCACUAGAGGGGGCAGGCGCACAAAAUGAAACGGAAGGGCGCAGCGACAAAGUUGACGGAACUGGUACUGGAGAAGGAAAGGAGGGGGAAGCAGACAAGGGGGAUAGGAAAGAGGGGAGCGGAAGCAGAAAAGAGAAGAAGGAUGCGAAAGAGGGGAGUCCGACGCUGAAGGACGUUUUAGGGCAAGUGUUGGGAUACGGGCCAACACUUUGUGAGCACUGCAUUUUGGACGCAGGUCUAAUACCCAGUUCGCGGGUUCUCGAACGAGGGGGAAAGUUGUCGGAGGCGCAAGUUGGGGAGCUUUUGGCCGCGGUAGCGAGGUUCGAAGAUUGGUUGGAGCCGACGCGCGAGAAACCGUCGGAGGGUUUCAUCGUCUUCCAGCGGCCGAAGGCGCCGUCUGCAGUCGUUGUGAAUGCAGAGAAGAGAGGAAAGAAGGGAAAGAAAGGAAAGGGUUCGGCGGCUGUUGCAGAGGACGUAGCGCCGGAACCGGAACAGAAGGAGCCUCUUAAAGCGACUACUGACACUGCGGCACCAUCGGAGGCCUCGGCAGAAGGCAAGCCCGCGGACGGUGUCAAGGCGGACGGCCCCGUAAAGCUGUACGACGAGUUCACGCCGCUCCUUUUGAAGCAGCACGUGGGGCGGGAGUGGGUACGGUUCGAGACGUUCGAUGCGGCGAUGGACGAGUUCUUCAGCAAAGUCGAGGGGCAGAAGCUGGAGCAGCAGCAGAAGCAGCAGGAAGUGGCGGCGCUCUCGCGGCUCGACAAGAUCAAGGCCGACCAGUCGAACCGGGUCCAAGCUCUCCAGGCGACUGUCGAGCAGAGCGUGCGCAAGGCGGAGCUGAUCGAGUACAACCUGGAUGAGGUCGAUUCCGCCAUCGGCGCCGUCCGUUCCGCCCUGGCCAACGGAAUGGACUGGGCGGACUUGAAGCAGAUGGUCAAGGAGGAGCGCAAGGCGGGCAACCCGGUCGCGGGGCUUAUUCACAGCAUGCAGCUCGAAAAGAACCAGAUCACUCUGCUGCUGAGCAACAACCUGGACGAUAUGGUUGAGGAAGAGAAGACGCGGCCAGUAGACAAGGUAGAAGUCGAUAUCUCUCUGUCGGCUUUCGCCAAUGCGCGGUUGCACUUUGACACCAAGAAGAAGCACGCCAUCAAGCAACAGAAGACCGUCGACGCAACCGAGAGGGCGCUCAAGGCCGCCGAGAAGAAGACCGCGGAGCAGCUGGCCCAGGUCCGCAGCAUGGCCAAGCUGACGUCACUUCGCAAGGUGCACUGGUUUGAGAAGUUCCACUGGUUCGUCAGCAGCGAGAACUACCUGGUCCUGGCGGGGCGCGACGCGCAGCAGAACGAGCAGCUCGUGAAGAAGCACCUGGGGAAGGGCGACGUGUACGUACACGCGGACCUGCACGGGGCUGCCACGUGUAUCGUCAAGAACGCGAACCCGGAGGCGCCGGUGCCACCGCUGACGUUGAUCCAGGCGGGGAUCAUGUCCGUCUGCCGCAGCUCCGCGUGGGACGCGAAGAUCGUGACCAGCGCGUGGUGGGUGCAUUCACACCAGGUGUCUAAAACGGCGCCCACCGGGGAGUACCUGACGGUCGGGAGCUUCAUGGUGCGCGGGAAGAAGAACUUCCUGCCGCCCAGCCCGCUCGUAAUGGGCUUCGGGUUCCUGUUCCGGCUGGAGGAGAGCUGCCUGGCGGCGCAUUUAGGUGAGUAA
This is a messenger RNA of Klebsormidium nitens, 2455 nucleotides long. Lineage: Eukaryota; Viridiplantae; Streptophyta; Klebsormidiophyceae; Klebsormidiales; Klebsormidiaceae. The record is from the annotation of a GenBank genome assembly.